Ctenocephalides felis (cat flea) is the source of this 978-nucleotide messenger RNA. Its product is annotated as cytochrome P450 12b1, mitochondrial-like. Gene Ontology annotation, molecular function: heme binding; iron ion binding; monooxygenase activity. The transcript has 6 exons. Lineage: Eukaryota; Metazoa; Arthropoda; Insecta; Siphonaptera; Pulicidae. The record is from RefSeq and is a predicted model, not a curated record. The annotation marks the transcript as partial.
ACAGGAAUAGCAAAUCGGAAUGAUCUUGUGUUACUUUUUAAUCCAGAACAUAUAAAAACGGUAUACAGAAAUGAAGGCAUAUACCCAGUUAGAAGAGGCUUGGAAAGCUUCGUCCACUACCGAAAGGAAUACAGACCAGAAUUGUUUAAAUCUGGUGGUCUUUUAACGGUGCAAGGCUACGAUUGGCAUCUGGUUCGAACCAAAGUUAACCCUGCCAUGAUGCAACCAAAAACAGUUCGAAAAUAUGUCGAACCUGUUGAUCAGAUUUCGCAAGAAUUCAUAAAUCGGAUGAUAAAACUCCGUGAUGCCAACAACGAAAUGCCUUCCGAUUUCUGGAUGGAAGUCAAUAAAUGGGCAUUAGAAUCUAUUGGAAGAAUUGCUUUAGAUACAAGAUUGGGCAGUAUAAGUGACAAUCCGACAUCAGAGUCUCUAAAACUGAUUAAGCAUGUUCAUAUGAUGUUUGAAUUGAUUUAUCAGUUGGAUAUUUUACCAUCUGUGUGGCAAAUAGUGCGGACGCCUAACUAUUAUAAGUUGAUGGACUGUUUUGAUGUACUAAGAGACAUUACAAGUAGACAUGUUUCGAAUGCAGUUAAGCGUUUGGACGAAUCGCCACCAAAACAUUCUGAAGACGAGUUGAGCGUGGUGGAAAGGCUGAUUACCAUCGACCGCACCAUUGGACAAGUUAUGGCCAUGGACAUGUUGAUGGCAGGAAUUGACACUACAUCUUCCGCAGUUUGUACCCUACUAUACUAUUUAGCCAAAAACCAAGAUAAACAAAAUAUUCUAAGAGCGGAACUUAGAGAAGCUAUUCCUGAGCCUAAAGGACAAAUAACUAAUGAUAUUUUAAGGCAUUUGCCUUAUCUGAGAGCCUGCAUUAAAGAGUCUUUGCGAAUGGUACCUGUUGCUCCUGGUAAUUUAAGAGUAAAUCCCAAGGACAUGGUUUUGGCUGGAUAUAGAAUCCCAAGUGAUGUAAGUUGA